Pseudophryne corroboree (corroboree frog) is the source of this 4306-nucleotide messenger RNA. It is a transcript of the gene SS18L1, whose product is annotated as SS18L1 subunit of BAF chromatin remodeling complex. The coding region runs from base 105 to 1319 and encodes 404 amino acids. Gene Ontology annotation, biological process: positive regulation of dendrite morphogenesis. Gene Ontology annotation, molecular function: transcription coactivator activity. Lineage: Eukaryota; Metazoa; Chordata; Amphibia; Anura; Myobatrachidae. The record is from RefSeq and is a predicted model, not a curated record. The transcript has 11 exons.
UAAGAGUCCCCUGGCUUGUAAUAGGGUGCCGAUAUUAAGAAUAUCUGUAAUAAUUUAUACGGAGCUGACACCUAAGAUCAGACACACAGGGGCAUAGUGGGAUCAUGUCUGUGGCCUUUGCUUCAGCCAGACCCAGAGGGAAAGGAGAGGUCACCCAGCAAACUAUACAGAAGAUGCUUGAUGAGAACCACCACCUCAUACAGUGUAUAAUGGAUUAUCAAAGCAAGGGGAAGACAGCAGAGUGUACACAAUAUCAGCAGAUCCUGCACAGAAACUUGGUGUAUCUGGCAACUAUAGCGGACUCCAAUCAGAACAUGCAGUCUCUGCUUCCUGCGCCACCAACACAGAACAUUAAUCUGGGCCCAGGAGGGAUGAGCCAAACAGGCCCCAGUCAGAGCCUCCACUCCCAGGGCAAUCUGAGUGACGCGCUGGGUGCCAGCCUUCCACCCUCUUCCCUCAUGCAGAGUCAGAUCAGUAAUGGGCCCAACCAUGUGUCCAUGCAGCAGUCUGGUCAGACAACUAUGCCCACAACGAGCAUGAGCAUGGCAGUGAGCUCCCAUGGCACAGCUCCUGGGUAUAGCCACACUGUGCCCAGCUCUCAGAAUGUGCCAAUGCAGAGUCAGGGCAGUAUAGGCAACUAUGUUUCAAGAGCUAAUAUGAACAUGCCCACUAACCCAGUGUCCAUGAUGCACCAGCAAGCUGCCACUUCCCAUUACACCACGGCACAAGGAGGAGGUCAGCAUUAUCAAGGCCAGUCAUCGAUUUCUUUAAUGAACCAGACUAACCAAGGAAGCAGCAUGAUGGGCCAGAGGCCUUUGGGACCAUACAGAUCAGCACAGCAAGGUUCUGCCCAGCAAUAUCUGGGUCAGGAGGAGUAUUACAGCGAGCAGUAUGCACACAGCCAGGGUUCCUCUGACUCUAUGAGCCAGCAGUAUUACACAGAUGGACAUGGGGACUACACUUACCAACAAUCUUCGUACGGUGAGCAGAGCUACGACAGAACAUUCGAUGACUCCUCACAGCAUUACUAUGAAGGAGGAAAUACACAAUACAGCCAGCAGCAGAGUGGAUACCAACAGGGAACUGGCCAGCAACAAGCAUAUUCCCAGCAACAACAAUACUCAAAUCAACAGAACUAUCCUGGGCAGCAACAGCAGGGCUAUGUUCCAGCACAGGGCUCCUCCUCACAGUAUUCCAGCUACCAGCAAGGCCAGAGCCAGCCAUACUCCAGCUACCGGGCACCCCAGACGGCAGCUUCUGCCCAGCAACAAAGGCCUUAUGGCUAUGAGCAGGGUCAGUAUGGAAAUUACCAGCAAUAACCCUGCAACAUCUGUGCCCCUGGUCUAAGCUAGCAGGACUGUCAAUAAUACUUGCCUGAACUCCUUGCCGCACUUAAUGAUUCCAAAAUGGAGGAAAAGGAGCAAUUAAACCAACCUAGACUCUCUCCAUGGAAUGAAUAUGACACCUGGUCUAGUCAAAGGAAGAACUAAAAGUUCAAUGUUUUGUCCAUUCAUUGUUAUCUGUCAUGCUACCAUAGCGAGUGCUAAAUACAAAGUAUGGUUUCCCGGUGAAGGUGGUACAUGCUACACCAGUGAUGUAUCCAGACUGUAAUGGGACAAGACUACGCCCUAAUACAAAAUGCACAGAUGUGCUUUGCAGCAGAUCAGAAUUGCUGAAUGGUUGAACAGUAUGUGGCUGUCUCAUUCUGUGUAAGGGGAUUAGGAAAGGUCACAUGCACAAUUGCUUGUACACGGAAGAGGCAGCCAUUUUGUGAGCUUAACCAGUAUUUAUAAGUAAUCAGCCUAUGUUUUUACUUGGAACUAGUGACAUCACUGAGAAAGCCAGCUUACUAAGAAUCAGUGGCUACACACUCUGCCUUCCAUCUAUUCACUGGCUGCCUCAACUGUGUAUAAGUGACUGGUGCACUUCAACAGCAGUAAUAAAAUGAUGGUGGUAUAAUAGACAUUGGAAUCCGCAUGUAGACAAAAUGUUUUGAAUGGCUUGAAAGGGCCACUAAACAUAAAAUGCAAAUAGUUUCAGUAUUAAAAAGGCAUCUUAUAAGAUUCACAUGCAAUAUAGUUCAAAUGAAACAGGGUUUAACAUAUUGAUUACGUAUAACAUGGUUUUUUGUUUUUUUUUCAGUUUCCCUAACAGAAAUUCUGUUGUGCAUAGUAGACAUAAUUAUUUUGCCUUUUAAAUUAUUGACGCUUUUAGUCUAAAGCCAAGAUCGCCAGAAUCGCUCUGCUUCUGAAAACGCUGGCCUUAUUACAUAACCCCUAUACAGUUGCCAGUGUGUUUAUCAAUUGUUUGAUCUGUGGUUCACUUGGUGACGAUAUGCCGUAUGUGCAAAUCUGUUGAUAAUGUAAGUGGUAUUAAGCUUUUCCUAUUCGUUUUAAUAGCACGUGGGAUUUCCAGUUUGUGCACUACAUGUAGAAACGCUGUUGGAUGAAUGACCAAUAAAUACAGCAAAUAAAUAAUUCAAAAAUACUGACAGAUUGCACCCACCUCAAAAAUUCUUCAACCAAACUUUUUUGCUCGACAAUUCAAGAGGUUCUUACUUAUACAAUGAGAAUGGGGUUCAACUGCUUUAGUGAAACUGUCUGAGGGAUACAGUUCUCACUACAACAGGUUAGCAACCAGCAUAGUGGAAACCAUUCCCAGGCUGGAUAGUUCAGGGGUGUAUUGGGUAAAGGGUCCUACCAUAAGUGUAUCUACUGUAUAAUGCAGUGAUUGCAGUGCACACAGGCCCCUGUGCCCAAGGGGGCCAACACCACACAACCUGCACCUAUGUUUAAUUACUUACCUCUCCGGAGUCCUGCAGCGGCCAUUUUCCUGGUGAUUCACGCAUGCGCAAUAGAGAUCUGUCACCAGGAACAUGACAGGUGCCAUGUUUUCAUAAUCUACUGUACUGCAGAGAGGAUUGAGGGCCCCCGCCUUUCUUAAAUCGCCCCUGGGCCCUGCAAAUACUGCAUAUUCAUGACUCUUAUAAGAUGCCUUGUCAUAUUGGAUCAUUUUGUGUGUCCCCAACAGUGGACAGUACAUGUGUUCUAAUCAAAAAAGCCUUGCUGACACAUUCAAAGGGAUUUCUCUUCUUGUGCAGAGUUCUGGGAGGUAGUGGGGUGUUUCUUUGUGUGCCCAUCAUAGUGGUGUUGCUCAGCCAAUGUUCAGAAGAUGAGAGAGUCCAGCAGUGCUUUCUCUGCCACCAUGCGAGAAUAGAAAUGGUUUUGAUAUGUGCUGGUGUUGUAUGACCAUUAGAGGGCAGAAGUUCACAGGUCUUAUGUUAUUUGUCUUAUUCACGUUUCAUUUGAAAUAGAGUAAUUUAAAAAGUAUUGUCUUUAUGAGUGAGGUGUUCACUGCACUGUCUGGGUUUGAUUGUGUGCUUAUUUAUUGUUUGAAGUAUAAUUUAACUUUUUGAGAAGCAAGAGUCUUUGUAUAUCUGUCCUGAUUUCUAUGUUUAUUUAGUACUGCUUUACUCAUGGGAGAUGUACAGUAUGUAUGCUUUUCAGUGGUUGUAGAGGGAAGUCUGGUUUUGCUAAUUCUAUAAUGCCACACGUUACACUUAAAAGAGAGGUAGCAAGAUAUAUAUUGUAGUAAUACAUGUUCAGCUUGAGUGUUGCCAACUGGGUGUCUAUACGUAUAUACAAUAUAUAGAUAUAGAUAUGGAAAACAGCAUUCCAAGUUGUGAUUCUAACAACAAAGAGUUUAUUUACAAUAUUUGAAAUAUACAGCAACGUUUCGGGCAGCCGUGCCCUUUUUCAGCUCCAUAGCUUAUGCUGCAUCUACUAUAUUUUGGCACUGUUGAUAAAACAUUGGGGGUAAUUCCAAGUUGAUCGCAGCAGGAAUUUUGUUAGCAGUUGGGCAAAACCAUGUGCACUGCAGGGGAGGCAGAUAUAACAUGUGCAGAGAGAGUUAGAUUUGGGUGGGUUAUUUUGUUUCUGUGCAGGGUAAAUACUGGCUGCUUUAUUUUUACACUGCAAAUUAGAUUGCAGAUUGAACACGCCACACCCAAAUCUAACUCUCUCUGCACAUGUUAAAUCUGCCUCCCCGGCAGUGCACAUUGGGGGUAAUUCCAAGUUGAUCGCAGCAGGAUUUUUGAUAGCAACUGGGCAAAACCAUGUGCACUGCAGGGGAGGCAGAUAUAACAUGUGCAGAAAGAGUUAGAUUUGGGUGGGUUAUUUUAUGUCUGUGCAGGGUAAAUACUGGCUACUUUAUUUUUACACUGCAAAUUAGAUUGCAGAUUGUACACACCACACCCAAAUCUAACUCUCUCUGCACAUGUUAUAUCUGCCUCCCCUGCAGUGCACAU